UUUCUAUUGGCAAGCUUGAUAGUUCUGAUGUUGCUCAUCCUGCGCGUUUUCGUGCUAUAUGUAUAGAAGUUUUGUUUGAAAACUUAUUUAAAUAAAAGGACAUUUCGAGAGUAAUAUUUGAAGAGUGAUCCCUGUUAUUAUGCUAGACAUUCAUUUCUGAUAUAUUUUUUGCGCAUGAUCUGCGAUAUGGAGGACAUUGAACGUUUUAUAAAGGUUGUGCAGCAAAAAAGGCUCACUAAUCAACGCAAAUUGGAACGUCUUGACGUGGAGUCCGAUGAGCAUAGGAAGAUAAUGAAGGAAUUGCGAGACUUGAGACGAGAGGGGGAACAAUGCAAGGAAAAUAUCACAAAGCACCUCAAUACGAUUACAUCGCACAAGCAUUCCAUACACAAGAUUGUACACUCUACACAGGAUAUCUCAGGCUUGCCCGUGCCGCACGAUUAUGCACAAGACAUGACAACUAUGUUUACUGAUGCGAUCGAAUUCUUGAAUAAUGUAGGAGAUAUUCAUAAAGCACUGACUAAUGUCAAAGAGAAUAAUGUGGAUCCUUCAAAGUUGAUUCAAGCUGUGACAACAUGCACAGAAGAUGUAGGAAAUAAGUUGUAUCAAACAAAACGCAGUAUUGCCCAGUUGGAAACAUUGAAGGAAAAUAUAACAACACUCCAACAGUAUAUUUUGGAUAGUAGCACUAUUGAAGAGGAGAGUAUAAAUUUAACAACUAUCCAUGGAGAGUCAACAGAUAGCAUAUCAACUAUCACAUCAUAAACAUUUAUUGUCUGUUAUUUAGAAUAUAUAAAAUAUUAAAUUAAGUUUUCAUGCAAAAAGUAUAUAAUAUGUAUUUGUUGAAUGUUGUAUCAAAAUUUCAUGGCAGUCAUGUAUAUUGAAUGUUAUCCAAUUGAUCAUCUAGAUUCAACUUCAACAUAACUAAUUGGGGGUCAACGACUUCCUGAAAAAUAAUUGUAUGUAUAUAUUUUUGUAAAAUAUUCAUAAAAUAAUUCAAAAUAAACAACUACAAUUU
Solenopsis invicta (red fire ant) is the source of this 1018-nucleotide messenger RNA. RefSeq lists its product as uncharacterized. The record is from RefSeq and is a predicted model, not a curated record. Bases 175 to 765 code for a protein of 196 amino acids. The transcript has 5 exons. Lineage: Eukaryota; Metazoa; Arthropoda; Insecta; Hymenoptera; Formicidae.